Hermetia illucens (black soldier fly) is the source of this 4123-nucleotide messenger RNA. Its product is annotated as raf homolog serine/threonine-protein kinase Raf. The coding region runs from base 697 to 3105 and encodes 802 amino acids. Gene Ontology annotation, molecular function: ATP binding; protein kinase activity. Lineage: Eukaryota; Metazoa; Arthropoda; Insecta; Diptera; Stratiomyidae. Gene Ontology annotation, biological process: protein phosphorylation; signal transduction. The record is from RefSeq and is a predicted model, not a curated record. The transcript is spliced from 6 exons.
CUAAUUCGCAGGGACCAUAGUUCCUCCGCAAAGUUUUCGACACCCGGCCGAGAUUAGAUAUUUUGCACAAGCUCUUCGUAGAUAUUGUAUCGGGAACGCCAAUCAGUCCUUACAACAAAGGAAAACUGAAUGGAAUUAGUCGAAAAACUGCAGAGAAGACAUUAUUAAAGUUGUUCAGCUAAAAUUGAAACUAACCCGUCGAGGAUUUCAUGCUUGUCCACGGCAGUAACCACUUUCGCCAUCCAGCUAACUUCCCAUAAGAUCGUCUCCAUACUCCACCUGUAAGUGCAUGCAAGGACGCAUUGUCAGCCGUGCUCAACUUGAAACUAGAAGCAGUCAACAACGCAAAAGUGAAGAACCAACAAUUCCGCCGGCCCCGACAUAUCCCAGGACAAUCGCCAGCCCCUCUAGUACUCCACUUUGCACCGACACUUCACUGCAGUACUGACGCAACUGUCAAUUCGUCAUGACAGGAUUUUUCGCCGCAGUGGAAAUUGUGAAUUUCUAUGUGAUUGGGAGAAAUCGAAGUUGUCGCUCCGUGAGUUUUUUCAUAUCCGUACAGAAUACCUCGUAAUCUGUAGGAGCAGGUGUUUCAGGUGAAGGAAUACGCGUCGCGCGAACGACAAGUGUCGCUAGGUUCGGGAGCGGGCGUAAUAAUUGCAUGAAGUCUUGUGUAUCGCCUGCAAUAAUGUUGCAAUGGCAGUGUAUUUAAGUGAAGAGAAAGCGGUUCAGCAUUUCGGCGAUUACGUUUCGUCCAAAAACCAAGUGGAUUUCAAGAUUAUCAGUUCCAAGUUGUACAAAAACCCGCUGACCGCAGAGGAGUUUUUGAACAGUCUAAAGAGCGGUCCUGGUCCUGUCGCGAUCGAGUUAGUGUCGGGUCGUGGAAGCAGUCGCAGUGGGGCUUCGUGCAGCAAGGAAGGUUUCGCUCAGCUUGCAGCCGCCGCAGCUGGCCAGGUUGACUCCUUGACGACAAGGGAGGACUGUUCGCAUCGUUGUCACCGCGACCCGUUGCCAACUGUCUCGUUCGUCGUUACAGAAAACAUGUCAUCCUCAACGGAUGACAGUGACGAGCUUCUCGAUCCGCUCUCCGAGGAAUUGCGGAACAUCCAGUCUGUGAUCCAUGUAACCCGGGAAAAUAUAGACGCAUUAAAUGCCAAGUUCGCGAACCUGCAGGAGCCUCCUCCAAUGUACAUAACCGAGUAUCAGGAACUCACUUCAAAACUGCAUGAGCUCGAGGCACAGGAGCAAGAACUCAUCGAAAAAAUCCAAGCGCAGACUGAAGAUGGCGAAGGGCAAGAGUCCUGUGAACAACCACACGAGGAGCACGUCGAUACGGAGAGCAAUUGCGGCACGAUUAUCAGACAACCGAAAUUAUUCCUUCGAGCACAUCUUCCUAACCAGCAACGAACGUCUGUACAGAAAACGCCAGGCGUUCGAUUAAGUGAUGCUCUUAUGAAAGCUUUACGACGUCGUAAUCUUAACUGUGAAAUGUGCGAAGUUAAAGCGCCAGACAGUGAUGUGCCCAUACCAUGGGAUACGGAUAUCAGUUUAAUACAAGCUGAAGAGGUUUAUGUGAAAGUGAAAGGAAAAUGUCCAAUCAUGACCCACACAUCACAUCAAUUCAUACGAAAAACAUUCUUUUCGCUAGCAUUUUGCGAAGGAUGCCGUCGACUGCUGUUUACCGGUUUCUAUUGUAAUCAAUGUAAUUUUCGUUUUCAUCAACGCUGUGCUGAUCAAGUGCCGACAUUAUGUCAACGUUUUCCGAUGGAUAAUUACUACCAGAUUCUGUUGGCUCAAAAUCCAGAGAACACUGUGGGAAUUUUACAUCCUGGAACAGGCGGUGCAUUAGGAUUUCAGUCUCGACAUCCGCAUUCCUUAAAUCAGCAUGACAGGUCGAAUUCGGCACCGAACGUGUGCAUUAAUAGCGUGAAGCCACUUUCCGAGCAUCAGCGAAUCCUGGCUCAGUCACGGGGCCCAUUGCAGGGCCCUCAUUUUUUCCAGGCACAGAAUAACGAGCACUCGCAUUCAACACAAGCAUCACCAACGAAUACGUUGAAACAUGUGAAAAGGCAGCGCGCCAAAUCGGCCGAUGAAAGUAAUAAAAAUCUUCUGUCUCCACGUGAUCCGAAAACUUCCGAUGAAAAUUGGAAUAUUCAAGCUGAAGAGAUUUUAAUAGGACCCCGAAUAGGUUCCGGGUCAUUUGGUACUGUAUAUAGAGCUCAUUGGCACGGCCCCGUGGCAGUGAAAACGCUCAACGUAAAAACACCGAGUCCCGCUCAAUUGCAAGCAUUCAAGAACGAAGUAGCUAUGUUGAAGAAGACCCGACACUGUAAUAUUUUGCUGUUCAUGGGUUGUGUUAGCAAACCGUCGCUAGCGAUUGUUACGCAGUGGUGUGAAGGGAGCAGCUUAUAUAAACACAUUCACGUGAACGAGACAAAGUUCAAGAUCAACACGGUGAUAGAUAUCAGCCGGCAAGUGGCUCAAGGGAUGGACUAUCUGCAUGCCAAAAAUAUUAUCCACAGGGAUCUCAAGUCCAACAAUAUUUUCCUUCACGAAGACUUGUCUGUGAAAAUUGGUGAUUUCGGCCUGGCAACAGCCAAAACCAAAUGGUCGGGAGAGAAGCAAACUCAGAAACCAUCCGGGAGCAUACUUUGGAUGGCGCCGGAAGUUAUUCGUAUGCAAGGUCCCAAUCCUGUGACGUUUGCUAGUGAUGUAUAUUCUUUUGGAAUUGUACUCUAUGAAUUACUCGCUGAAUGUUUGCCAUAUCGAGGCAUGGAAGAGCAGCAUCUGAUUCUCUGGAUGGUUGGCUGUGGUAAAUUGAGACCUGACAUGUCGUUGGUUCGAAAGGAUUCACCGCAAAGUCUGAAUCGUCUAAUGGAGGAUUGCAUAAAAUUUGAACCAAACGAGAGACCAGUAUUUCGUCUUAUCCUGAACAUGUUGGAGAACAUGCUACGCACGCUGCCGAAGAUUCAUCGUAGUGCCAGUGAACCGAAUUUAACCCAGACUCAACUACAAAGUGAUGAUUUUCUUUAUAUGUGCUCGAGUCCUAAGACACCGGUUAAUUUUCAUAAUUUCCAAUUUUAUAAUGGGACAGGGAAUGUCUAGCGUUUUGACAACUAUCAGCAUUAUCAUCGUCGAGAGAGCAAUAUUGAUUAUGAUGCCUGUGCCAAUUUCGCCUGUGUAAGUUAUUUAUUGAAAGCCUUUGGUUAGUGUCAUCUUAGUUGGCUGCGAAAUAUUGUUUUCAUAUUUCUUUUUAUAUAUGCAUAUAUUUCAGAUUAGACUUGUUUAGCAUUAGUCAGUUAAGUAAUAAUAGUGAUUAACAGCUAGUUCGGAAAACUACAUCGGAAAGAUGGCAGCUCGUAGCUGAACGCGUUGCUUCAGGAAUUAUGGCGACAAAUCUUUUUCUGUUUUCAUGCAAAUCAAAAAUUGGAAUGAAUUGUUCCAAUGGGUUGCAAUUUUAGUUUUCAGCAAUAGAGGCUAAAUAAUACAAAUGCUGAGCUAUACGUAAAUAUAUAAAUUGCCGCUGAAUUUUAUUUGAACAACGCGGAGCUGCAGUGUAAAGGAAACCUCAUCAGAAGAGGUUAUCUCCUGUAGCAUUUAUACUGUAUACCUUUAUUCUACCUUGUUGCCAUUCGCUAAAAAAAUCAAAUCAAUCAUUACAUCAGUUUUGAAAGCAAUUUACCGCUUGUUCGUGAUCAAACAGACAUUCAAGGGAUUCAGAGCGAUUUAGGAAAUUAGUUACUUUUGCUGAAUGAGAAUUACGUUAUCUUCGGUGUUGGGAGACUCUUGUUCCUUUUAAUUCGAAGUAUGGCUCAGAGUACGCAUCACCAUCUGAUUGGAAAGAGACCGCAACUAUACCGAUAUAAACGAAAUUGAUGAGAUGGUUGAGUUGGCCGAGUGUCAGCCUCUCGAUUUCGUUACUGCGGGUUCAGAACUCUGUUUGUCAUGUUUGCGUUCGCCUUUGUGCUGUCUUUAUGCUGUAACCUUUAUCACUAGCACAGCAUUCUUUUCUUCAGCCUUUGUCCCGUUCACAAGCGGGGUUGGCUCGUCGUGAUCGGCUUCGCCAUUUGGCUCUAUCGAAUGCCUGAUCUGGGUGCAAUCUCAAGGCUUUCAAAUCCCCAUC